UAAACUACAAUGAACGACAAAGGCAGUCCACCUCCUUACUCCGAGCCGCAAGCAGGCGCUGGGUACCCUCCUUCUCAGGGAGCUUACCCGCCACCCCAUGGCGGGUAUCAACAACCCCACCCGGCUACCAGCAGUCGCAUCCUGGCUACCCCUCACCUCAAGCCGGCUACCCUCCACCACAAGGUGGCUACCCUCCACCCCACGGUGGCUACCCUCCACCCCACGGUGGCUACCCUCCACCACAAGGUGGCUACCCUCCACCACAAGGCUACUAUCCUCCACCACAGCAUAUGCAGCAGACGAUGAGCACGAACAAUGUCAUCGUUGUUGGCCAGCAGGCACCAGUCACAAACACAGUGAUCGUACAAAGACGUGGGGUGAAUCACUGCCUGCACUGCAUUAUCAGCUUGUUCUUCUGGCCCUGGCUCAUUGUCUGGCUGUGUCUG
Molecule: messenger RNA, 446 nt
Organism: Candidula unifasciata
Lineage: Eukaryota; Metazoa; Mollusca; Gastropoda; Stylommatophora; Geomitridae
Source: the annotation of a GenBank genome assembly